Trichoderma aggressivum f. europaeum is the source of this 831-nucleotide messenger RNA. RefSeq lists its product as uncharacterized. The transcript has a single exon. NCBI's taxonomy places the organism in Eukaryota, Fungi, Ascomycota, Sordariomycetes, Hypocreales, Hypocreaceae. The record is from RefSeq and is a predicted model, not a curated record. Bases 1 to 831 code for a protein of 276 amino acids.
AUGCCGCCUGAACAACAAACGAGCGCGAGAACCCCGGUUGACCAACUGGCGUACAUGAGAUUGAUGAAGGGCUAUCGGGGCCAAGAUUCUGCGGACUACUCGAACGUCACCCCCGAGCAGGAAAGGGAGUAUUGCAAGGCGGUGGUGGAGAAAGUAUUCCAGCUCUGCGCCAUUGAACGGAGUGACAAUGAGGACUGCUACAACGCAUGUGUCGACAAGUGCGUCAGUACAGGCGUGCUUAGAGCCAAAGUCUGGGAGGAAUGGGGAGGAUAUCCCGACUUGAGUCAGAAAAUGGCGCGGAUUGCAGCGUUGACGAACCAAACAGGGGUGUAUCAUCUCCUUGACGCCGAAACCGUCGUGGCAGCGAUUGCUGUCAAAAUGAAUCGAACUUUGAAGAUAAACGGCAAUGACAAUGUCACAACGCUGCUCCUCAAAUACAAGGUCUUUGGACUCGCCCACGUUUCGGCGAAGGCAUGGCAUAUCGGAGACACCAAGAUUAUCCGCACUAACAAGCCGUAUGGUAAGUCCACGCCUCCUCCAGUUGAAGACACCAAAGUAUCUGGAAUACGUCAGCUGGAUCCUAACAGCAAGUCAGAUGACACGGCGCAAACUAUGCCCGAGACACGAGCCCCAAGCCCCCAGCUCGAAGUUGGAGGUAUCCCAGGACCACUGUUGUGGUCGAGCAGGGGACCGGUGGAGAUGUUACUUGGUGAUCUGGAGCAUUUGGCAAACGUGGGAAACAUGGACGAUACCACUCGUCAAAAGUUACGAGUUCUUACCUUGCAGGCGGGACACUUGUUCCGAAACAUGGAGUUUAAGCGCCGUGAGUAG